AUGUUGUCGCAGCUUGAAGAAAGUGGAACUGGUGCAGUUGAACCGGUGCUGAACUUCUUCAUCAAUGGUAGCCCAUUCAGAGAGGUGGCUGCCAAGGAUCAGUGCCAGAGCUUCGGUGCAAAGUCCCACCUCACCUCUAUCCACAAUCCGGAGGAGCAGAGAGUCAUUGCCAACCUCAUUGCCCGUGCUCACGGCUAUGACGAUGAAGUCUGGAUUGGACUCCACAUUGCUGGACGGAGUGACAACUGGGCAUGGGUCGAUGGCUCCCCCACGGUCCAUGAGGCCUGGCACAAGUACAGGAGAUGUUACAUGACCUGGGACAAGGACUCCUGCUAUGACAGAAACGCCUUCGUCUGCAAGCUCACGCUGUAG
Molecule: messenger RNA, 372 nt
Organism: Alligator mississippiensis (American alligator)
Lineage: Eukaryota; Metazoa; Chordata; Crocodylia; Alligatoridae
Product: struthiocalcin-1-like
Exons: 4
Coding region: 1-372 (123 amino acids)
Molecular function (GO): signaling receptor activity
Source: RefSeq, a predicted model, not a curated record